Messenger RNA from Mycena indigotica, 2202 nucleotides. Its product is annotated as Aldo-ket-red domain-containing protein. Lineage: Eukaryota; Fungi; Basidiomycota; Agaricomycetes; Agaricales; Mycenaceae. The record is from RefSeq and is a predicted model, not a curated record. The transcript has 17 exons. The coding region runs from base 1 to 2202 and encodes 733 amino acids.
AUGAUGUGGUGGAAGAGUGGUGCCGCUGGUGCGUUUCCUGCAGCUUCCUGUGCACUCGAUAUCCGACUUCCCGUCUCUGAGUUGGUUUUCCGAUUUGCGAUUGGAGAUUCGGAGCCAGAAGGGGAUCUCUGGUCAUGGAUUCACAUCCUCGAUCUUGCCAUGCUGGUCAAGUUCACUUGGUGCAUUGACAAGCGUCUGCUCAGCCUUGCCAGGUUGUCGCGCGAAGAUGUCGUGUUCCCGCGGGUGCGACAUCUUGUAUUGCGGAUCCAGAAUUCAUUGGUGUUAACCCACUCUGGCAUCGAGCAGCUGCCGCGCACCUUCCCGGGACUCGAACAGCUGUGCGUUCAGGUCAUCGAUGGGCCUUAUAACACAGAGAUGGCCUGCGAGCGAGCCAGCUUGUGUGCUUCCGUGUUUCUCCCAUGCACACCAUUUGUGAACAAACUGAAGAUUUGGAAUGAAGCUGCCGGGAGACUGCUGUUUACGCUCCAGCGCAUCGAGAGGUAUAUUCCGCCCACGAUAACUAACGUAGCAUUGCAGUCGGAUAAUGGCAAUUACUCCCUUUGGUCCGGGAUCCUUGCCUUCUUCCCGAACCUGCGCACCCUCGAUUUCCGUGUCAAAGAGUCCAGCGGUGAUUCUCGGCCAAGCGAGGCCCCUCACUUCCUCGCCAGCCUAUCGACCAUCCUUCCGCCCACUCUCGAAAGUCUCCGUGUCCAUAUUUGGUCCUCAAGGGCUGUCCUUCCCGGGGGGCAAACGGGAAGAGUGGGAUUGAGCCGUCUUCCAAGCGCGGAUGAGCUCCAGGCAGAACUACUGAAAGGGAGCAGGGAUGGGCUGCGACGGUCGAUUUGGCGUGGCUUGAGUAAUCCCUCACUUUUCGCUGGCGAGUCUGACACCCAGGGUGGCGGCCUCUACUGGGCGGAAACAAGCGGCGUGAAAUCAGCCGCGGACGGCCCGGAUGGCAAGCAGCAGGGCACAACCGGGGGGGACAAGUCGCUACGCGUGUUCAAGUUUUUCACGGUCUACUGCCCCCCACCGACGGCGCUCCGCCUUCCGCCAGACACCACCGGCCCGUUCGCCGACGCUGCAAUCGAUUCCCAUUCCACUCCUCUCCACCUGCCCCCAUGUCCUCUCCAGUCCCCGUCUUCGACGCAAAGCGAUGCCCUUCCGCCGGUUGGGCCCCAGCGGUCUGCGCGUGCCGCUCUUCUCUCUCGGCGGCUGGCUCACCCUCGGAGGCUCCGUCGUCGGCGGCAGAGCGUCAAGGACAUCAUGCAGGCCGCCUUCGAGAAUGGGAUCAACAUGUUCGACACCGCGGAGGACUACCAGAAAGGUGCGGCUGAGCGCAAAUGGGACACGCUAUCAAAGAACUUGGCUGGCGCCGCACGGACCUCGUCAUCUCAACCAAGAUAUUCUGGAGCCACGAGCCAGGCACGGGCCCGAACGACACGGGGCUGUCGCACAAACACGUUAUCGAGGGCACGAAGGCUUGUUUGCGACGGCUCCAGAUGGACUAUGUCGACGUCAUCUUCGCGCAUCGUUGCGAUACCACCGUUCCGAUGGAGGAGAUCGUCCGGCGCAUUUAACUAUGUUAUCGACCAGGGCUGGGCUUUCUACUGGGGCACCUCCGAGUGGAGCGCACCAGAUCGAGGAGGCGCAUCAUGUUGCCACGCGCUUAAACCUCAUCGCGCCCGAUCGCGGAGCAGUGCAAGCACAACAUGUUCCACCGCGAACGUCCGGAGAAGGAAUACGCGUGGCGUGGGCAACCAUCAAACUUCAGCAGUAGCUAAUGCUGACUUUGUAGCCCUUUGGCGGACUGCUGACGGGGAAGUACAACGACGGCAUCCCAGACGGCACGCGCCGCCACCGUGCCCAUGUUCCGCGGGGGCGACGGAGGGUCCCCAGGGCGAAGAGCUGCUUUGGAAAGUGCGUCUCCUCAGCCAAAUUGCUGCGGGUGCGUCGUUUCUCCCCGACUUGCUGAACUCUGGGCGGAACCGCUGGCGCCUCGCGUGGGUUGCGGCGCACCGCCACACUUCCACAGUCAUCCUCGGCGUGUCCUCCGUCGCACAGCUCGAGGCGAACCUCGGCGCGCUUGAGGUCCUGCCCAAGCUGGAUGCUGCGGUGUUGGCGCGGAUCGAGGCUGUGUUGGGUAACCACCCGCAGGAGCCGGAGACGUAUGGUCGCCCGCCGCUGGAUCAGGGCAUCCUUUGA